Messenger RNA from Neoarius graeffei (lesser salmon catfish), 3128 nucleotides. RefSeq lists its product as uncharacterized. Bases 111 to 1022 code for a protein of 303 amino acids. NCBI's taxonomy places the organism in Eukaryota, Metazoa, Chordata, Actinopteri, Siluriformes, Ariidae. The record is from RefSeq and is a predicted model, not a curated record. The transcript is spliced from 4 exons.
GUAUCGGGAAAUCACGGAGGAAAAAUAAACUCAGGUCGACAGGAGAGAGAAAUAAGUUUGUGAAAACUGAGAGAUUGAGUCCAAAAUCUUGUAAUUAACAUGGUAUUAAGAUGGAGGUAGUUCCACCCAGUACAGCAAGCAGUGUUCCAGAUGCUGAGAAGGAAGGGAAUGGAGAGCAGCACAAAGCCUUUCUGUGGUCAAUCCAGGAAGCUGCAGAGAGGCAUACAGUCCAGAUUGGGGUUUCAGCUUGUGGUGCUACAGCAGUGGUGGAUGUGCUCCAGGCUCUGGGGAUUAUGGUGGCACCAGAAACAGCUGACCGCAGUGUCCAGACUAAGUUGAGGAGGAAUAAUUCCCCAGUGCCCGAUUACCUUCACUCACGCAGCGAAGCAGGUGCUACACACAAUCAGCUGAUAGAUGGAGCAAAGGAAGCAAGUGGCGGACGAGUGCUGGGCAGAUUCUUUGGGUUCUACCCAGCAAGGCAGGUAAAUUUGGUGCCUUGGCUAGCCCACUGGAUUCGGCAUACAGCUGUACCUGUAGCCACCAUGAACAUGCAGCGUGGAGUGGCAGAAGGUGAAGAGAUCCCUGACGCCUGGCAUCAUCAAAUGAUAUUUGGGGUGGCGCCAAAUGCUGUUUUCAUGACGAAUCCACUGGAUGUGGUGACUGAAGAGGAGUUACAUGUGCGUCUGUGCAGUGAAUCUGUGUUGCUGAUACGUCGUGACGAUGUCUUAAAGAGAGUAACAGCAGACUCUCCUCUUUCACUGAUCUCAGACCUUGAAAGCGAUCCCCGCUGGAAAACUCUUAAUGUGGAAGGUACCAUAAAAGCUGUUCUUUCAGGCCUUCCAGGAUUAUUGCCAACCUUAAUAGAGAUGAGCAAAGAUAAUUGUAUAAAUGGUGUACACAAUUUUGUAAUUUUCCACUCAAACAAUACAGUAAAGGUGAUGAUACACGGGGCAACUUUUCGGGCAAUGUUGCCAGGCAAUGUUGCUGGCAACGGGCAACCAAGUGAGACACAGGGCAACUAAUUAGGGCAAGAGACAAUUGGCAACAACCAAUCAGAUAAGAGCAAAUCUAUUACCAGGGAAACAGACACUGCAAAGACGGACACUGAAACAUUUGCAGCUGUCACUUUUGUCUUGGCUUUAGCCUUUAUUUCGCUCAAGUAUCACUUCUGGAACAACACUGAAUAGAUACUCUGGUCAAAAGAUAAUUUGCCAUUAUUUUAACAUUUAUAAGUCAAAAUAACCACGUUAUUCUGUUAAUAAUGAGCACUUUUUAAAUCUCUUUAAAAAUGCUACUAGCCUCAAUCACAUAUGCUAUAACUAAUAACUGACACAUACACCACAAAAACAUGAUGGCAAAAACAUAAUCGUUUAAUUCUCAUCUCAGCAAAAAAGAAAAAAGGACAUGGACCAAGAGAUGGCUGCUGAGGAGGAAAAGGGGCUGACAGAGUUCCUGAAAGGCUUUCUUUUUUAGAUCCCGAAGUUUGUACUGUUUCACCCUCAGGUUCCACAGGUAGUCAUUCUCUGUAUGUGCAAUUAGAUCAGAUGAUAAGUUCGACAAUCUCUAUUACAACUCACACACAAAAAAAAAAAAAAACUAUGGGCUGCCCAUCACUUUUAACUUGAUGCAAGAGAGCUCACGUAAUCCCUACAUAGCUAGUGAUAACUUUCCCUAACAACAGUUUACACUUAGCUGAAAAAAAUCUAUUUUUUAAUUACAGCCUGAGCACAUAAAAAUAGAUGUCGGUUUUGUCAGCAUUUGAUGAAGUAAAUUCACCACUUUAGGUUUACACAUAACUUACCGGCAUAAAAAGAUAUAAGUUGUCUCUCUUUUUCUUCGCUCCACUGCCAGAGACGCUGCCAUCUUUGUUGAAAUUUUCAGAAGCUCUCAGGUGGUCAUGUGAUUCGCUGCUAGCACUCUGAUUGGAUGAUCUUAAAAAGUUGCCCAAAAUGAUCAGAAUUGUUCAGAUAGAAAUUAUGUUGCCCAAUCUCAGUGGGAAAGUGUUGAAGCACAAUUGCCCAGCAGUAUUGUCCAAAAAGUUGCCCCAUUUAUCAUCAGCCUAACACUGAUGAUACACGGGGCAACUUUUUGGGCAAUGUUGCCGAGCAAUGUUGCUGGCAACGGGCAACUAGGUGAGACACAGGGCAACUUUUCAGGGCAACAACAGUUAGCAACGGCAGUUUACAGUUAGCUAAAAAAAAACCCGAUGUCUUAAUUUUUGCUGUGACCAUUUAAUCAAGCUGUCUGUUGUUUUUUAGAGCUUUGGUGAGGUAAAUUCCUCCAUAUAGAAUAUUAAAAUGACAACUUACCGGCGUAAAAACAGAUGAGGAGUCUCUCCAUCUCUUCACUCCACUGACACUGAGCGGCCGCCAUAUUUGUUUGAAAUUUCUGAUCCGAACCUCACCGGAGGUCACAUGACUCGACACUCGCGUUCUGAUUGGCUUAUCUCAAAAAGUUGCCAGAGAUUAUCAAAACCAUUCAGAAAGAAAAAUGUUGCCCAAUCUCAAUAGAAAAGAUUCAAAACGCAAUUGCCCAGCAACAUUGCUCGGCAACAUUGCCCAAAAAGUUGCCCCGUGUAUCAUCACCAUGAGACUACCUACCUAAAGAUCUAAAAAGCUACCUAGCUAGAAUAAAAAUACAGGUAGUUGUCGACUUACGACCUAUGCGACUUGCGACCGAUCGACUUUACGACCAUCUGGUUAUGACUGGCAAGUGUUUCCCAGCUGAGCUAGCUGAGCGUACGACAGUUUCUGCCCCAGCUCCCGGCAGCGCCUCUCGCCGUGUACAACAGUUUCCGCCCCAGCUCCAGGCACAUGCGCAGUCUCCCUCGCGCACUCCGUCAUACAGUUUCCGCCCCAGCUCCAGGCACAUGCGAAGUCUCUCUCGCGCUCCCUCGCACACUCCGUCAGACAGUUUCCGCCCCAGCUCCUGGUUUAUGAAACGAGCAAAUGCUCCCGCCAGCCCGAGCGCUGCAACAGCUGAUGAUGACGUAGACGACCCACAGCCAAGCAUCAGUGAUGCCAGCGGUCACUAAAUUUUGUAUUUUGCUAUGUUUUACAUUUGUAUUUUGGUAUGUUUCAAACUAAAAUGUUUUCUAUUUUUCACACCUGUAUUUCGUAUUUUUUGUU